Molecule: messenger RNA, 657 nt
Organism: Lecanosticta acicola
Lineage: Eukaryota; Fungi; Ascomycota; Dothideomycetes; Mycosphaerellales; Mycosphaerellaceae
Source: the annotation of a GenBank genome assembly
AUGGCCUCACCUCCAACCUGGCAAUCCGCCAACGGCGCCUCCGUCCCCCCAAAGCAACAGCUCUCCAACUCCUUCACCAUCACCGCAACCCCCAAAACCGACAUCUGGCGCCGCGCAGACGACGACGACGUCUUCAAUGCCCCCAUGAUCUAUCAAACCAUCCAAGCAUCAGAUUUCAAAAAGUUGUCAGCAACCGUCUUCGCUCCCUGGAAAACGCAAUAUGAUCAAGGCGGCCUCAUCCUCGCAUUCCCACCCCACGCAACCUCCGAUUUGGCCUCUUCCAAAGGAACCAAAUGGAUCAAAGCUGGAAUUGAGUAUUUCUCUUCGAGGAGUGUAAUGGGUGUGGUGGGAACGGACCGGUAUUCGGAUUGGAGUCUUAGUCCGAUGAGUCAAGUAUUCCAUCAGAAGGCCCGGAUUGUGAUGGUCAGGGAGGAGACUACGUUGUGGGUUUAUGCGGCGCAAGAUGGGAGUGAGGAACUCACUCCUAUGAGGGAGAUCAAAUGGGCUUUCAUGGAAGGGAGAGGUGAAGGGGAAGUCUUGGUGGGUGUGUACGCUGCUAAGCCGACGGAGGAAACGGAUGGGGAGGAAAGUGUGAGAGAGAAGGGCAUUGAGGUAACGUUUUCAGAUGUGGCCUUGGAGAGGGAGAGCGAUGAGUAG